Megalobrama amblycephala (Wuchang bream) is the source of this 6345-nucleotide messenger RNA. RefSeq names its product zinc finger protein, FOG family member 2a (gene zfpm2a). Bases 2102 to 5359 code for a protein of 1085 amino acids. The transcript has 23 exons. Gene Ontology annotation, molecular function: RNA polymerase II-specific DNA-binding transcription factor binding. Gene Ontology annotation, biological process: negative regulation of transcription by RNA polymerase II; positive regulation of transcription by RNA polymerase II; heart development. Gene Ontology annotation, cellular component: nucleus. NCBI's taxonomy places the organism in Eukaryota, Metazoa, Chordata, Actinopteri, Cypriniformes, Xenocyprididae. The record is from RefSeq and is a predicted model, not a curated record.
CGCUGUCUUCUCUACAGAAACACAAGACAUCACCGGUGCUUAACAAACUUCACCUUUCAUUCCCAGGCUGCAUGUUGCUAACGGCACUCCUGAUGCCGCUGUGUUCUUCUCCAGUAGGAUUAGACACUUCCUGAAUUACAUGUUGUCAACCGUGAGGUGGAUUGUUGCAUCUGAAUACUCUCAUGUUCAGAAAGAACAGUAAGAUGGGAGACUUUAUCAGAACUGGCCACUAAUUAACAGAAAUCGCAGUAACUAUUGCAUAGAGGGAUCUUGUUAAAUCGAAAAGCGGAGUGAUCAGGGUGGCAAAGUGCUAAUUAAGCUCUAAAUGGGGGGGCUGCAUCAACAGAGCACAGGGAUGAUCCUUCGCUGUCUGUUUACAUCGCUGCAGUGCAUUCUGGGAGGUCACCCCACAACCUGGGGCAGGCGUACUGUUCUACUGCUCUGGGAAAAAAGCGUAUUUUUCUCCUGAGAAAAAGAUUACAGUCAUCUUGCAUGGAAUUUCUCAGAGUUUUGGAAAAGAUCUCAAUUAUGUCUCAAAAUCUGCUUAGAUUUGACAAGAUAACAAGGUCUGCUCCUAAAGAGUCUCCUGUGAGGAAAACGUGGCCCCCGUCAUAUACGGUUAAGAUGCCUUCCUCUGGGCUUUAGGGAAUCAGACAGACAACAUGGCUGCCUCUGAUUAAGAGUGUAAGAAAUCCUGUUACACACUUGCAGCUGAACGCCUGAGAAUAUCACCACUCUCAUUAUUGGGCUGGGAUUUAGAGAAGGGCUUGUAGCGUUCCUCAUUGGGAAAAUGUCUACAAACAUCUUUUCAUCCUUUUUUCCUCUAUAUUUUACUCCCUCAGUCAAUUUAGUUUCAUCAGUCUUGUAAAACAAUAAGUAGUCAUGUUUCUUUUCUGCAUGCUGUCGUAUGGUCAAGGUGACUCUUUGCUAAUGCGUGUAAUAACAGAAUGGUGUAGCGGGAAAUGCUUACAGCUGUCUGUAGUGCUCUGCUUCCACAACAAGAUCUUUUAGUUUUCCAACAUGUUGCAUCAUAAAGAACAGACAAAAGGAAUGUUGCAUGCCUGGGAGAUCAGAGAAUACUUGGAGACAAAUUGAACAAAAUAAAGAUACAUGUAUGAGAAGAAUAAAGAAAGUCAGGUUUGGAACAACUUGAGGGUGGAGGGGCAAAGGCUCAGACAGAACAGAGGAAUGAAGACUCAUUUCAUAAGCAGAUAGACAAAAUUCAGGUGGGUCCAGGUGUAUCAGUCCCCCUCAUCUUUCCUCCCCAGGCAGGGAACGUUGCCCCCUUGUAGUGCCUGAACCUCAGCUGAGUCGGGUGGCAGCCUCCCAUUUGUUAAAUGCUACAUGAGGUGACUGGAGCUUCUCUGCCCGUUGCUGAGAGGACAGAUGGAGAGGCCACGGAACGUUCUGGAGAGCCGAUGAACACAAAAGGAGAAUUUUGAAGAAUCUUCAGGCAGCUUUUUUAGACACAACAUGAUCAUGUCUGAAAAAAAGAGAUAUUUACUCACAUUUUUAGACCAGGAUGAUGCAUUUAGGGACUCCAAAAUGUGUGCAACACCGCAGAAAAUGCCCUUUUUUUAAUCAUUACUGAUGGAUAAGGCGGAAAUCAAGCAAAUGAUGAUGCCACAUCCAGCGUUGACAUCAUGUGCCACCUUCAGCUCAGGCAGAGCUGCCAGUGUAAAUGCAGUGGAUGAAAUGCUGUUGAGUGAUCGACACUGAGAAACAUUUCUGGAUGGCAUGAAGGUUUACAUGGCUGCGGUCCAAGAUCAUCGUGCCUGAGACCACACAGAUGGGGAUGAGAUAAAACUUCUCUCCUAUAGAACAAAACAGAAACCGAAGAAGAGCUUCAAAAUGGAGGGAUGGGAAUCAGCGGUGAAAGAGAGGAAGGGACGAGUGCAAAGAAAACAAAGAAACGGAGGAACAACACAGAGAAGAAGGGAAGAAAAAAAGCCAGAGAAAAGAAGGUCCACUAGAUGGAGGUCUGGAAGAGGAAGAGGAGGAGUGCAUAUCAGACGCAAAUGAACUCACUGCUAAAGAGGAGUUUUCCGUGGAGGAAAACUUUUCUGCUGACUUUGAGCCAGACAGCCUCACCUGUGAGGACAUGGAAUACUUCUGCAGCAAAGGGGAAGAGAAUGGCAACAGAGAAAUGGGAGAGUCAGAGAUGGAAACAGAGAGUGAGAAGACCAGACACCCCCCUCUGGAGCCGGAGGAAUGGGACGGUCCACGAGAACUGGAUCUGUUCAACAAAGACGGAGAACGUCGGAUUCACAGCCGGCAGCAGCUUCCUGUAGGAACCACAUGGGGGCCUUUCGAGGGGAAAAUUGAGCUAAACACAGAUGCUCAGAAGACGAAGCCGCACGUCCCACUGGUGCUGAACGCAGGCCCCAGGUGGCUGCUGGAUGUGACUUGGCAGGGAGCAGACGACAACAAGAACAACUGUGUGGUUUACAGCAAAGGUGGUCAGUUGUGGUGCACCACAACCAAGAACAUGAUGGAAGGCGAAGAGCUGGUGGCAUUCGCAGUGGACUUUGACUCUCGAUUGCAGGCGGUCAAUCACAUGUCUCUCAGUGAGGGCAUGUACCCAGCACGCCUCCUGGACACCAUCCAGCUCCUGCCCCAGCAAGCUGCCAUGGCCUCCAUAUUACCUACAGCUAUAGUCAACAAGGACAUCUUCCCCUGUAAAGCAUGUGGGAUAUGGUACAGGAGUGAGAGGAACCUUCAGGCCCACCUGAUGUAUUACUGCAGCGGGCGGCAGAGGGAACCCGAUAAUGUCCCCGAAGAGACUGAUGCCAAUUCCCACCAAACUCCCAGUAUCUGCCCUUUCCCACAAUGCAACAAGAGCUUCAGCAACCCUCGUGCUCUGGAGAUGCACUUGAGCUCACAUAGUGUCAAAAUGGAGGAGUCUCUUCCCCCUGGCACCAGCUUGAAAUGCACAAUCUGCAACUUCACAGCAGAUUCACUCCUUACAUUCCAGCACCACAUCCUUUCACACCUGUCACAGGCAGCCUUCAGAUGCCAUCACUGCCACAUCAGCUUCCAGAACCAUAGGGAACUCCUGCAGCAUCAAGACUUACAUGGACACUCUGGGAAGAUUCACAGAGAGAGCGACAGCGAAAACUCCCCAAGAGGAGGAGAGGAAAGUCUGCAGGUGGCACGAGCAGAAGUGUCAGGCAGGAAGGAUGUAGUCAUGCAAAGUCCCAAAAGCACACCCAACAAGGCCAACAGUCCUGAUGGAGAACUUGAAAGACCUGAGAAAAAACCUACCCUCGGACUGCAGAAGGGGGAAAGUCACCCAGGCAGCAAGGCUAGUUUUUCUUACACCAGAAUCAAGUCGGAACCUUCCAGUCCACGACUAGCCUCCUCUCCUGUCCAGCAUAACAUGGGCCCAACCUUCCCCAUGGGUCCAUUUUUGUCACAGUUUGCAUUCUCCCAGGACAUUUCUGUGGUACCACAAGCAUCUGAGAUUCUAGCAAAAAUGUCAGAGCUUGUGCAUCGCAGGCUACGCCAUGGAGGGAACAGCUACCCUCCUGUCAUCUACAGUCCUCUAAUGCCCAAAGGAGCGACUUGCUUUGAAUGCAACAUCACCUUCAAUAAUCUAGAUAACUACUUAGUUCAUAAGAAGCACUACUGCAACAGUCGCUGGCAGCAUAUGGCAAAGUCCCCAGAUUUCUCUAGUGUUCCGGACAAGGUUUCCGAUGCCAUAAGUCCAAACAGCGGCCACACUUCAGUCGGUAUGCUCCCCGGAUGCCUUCCAUCAGAGACCGACAGUCAUCUCGUGACAACAGCUUGCUUGAAUUCAUCUGUUUUGGAUAUUAUGAAUGCUAGUGGGAAAGUGCCUGAAAAAGACCUCACUGGGCAAGUAAAGAAGGUUACUACACCAACAGGAGUUGAGGAAAGGCUUGGUGGAAAACAGCCUGAGGUGAAGAGUCCCAGCACAUCUUUGGUGGAAAGUGACAACGACCCAAACAAGACUACCUGUGAAGCAUGCAACAUCACCUUCAGCCGGCAUGAAACGUACAUGGUUCACAAGCAGUACUAUUGCGCCACUCGCCACGACCCACCCAUGAAACGCAUGUCUGCGAAGGUGCCUGCCAUGCAGCGGACCAUGAGAACGCGCAAGCGGAGGAAGAUGUAUGAGAUGUGUCUACCUGACCAAGAGCAACGGCAGCCCAUGGGGCCACAGCCGGGAUUCUUGGGUUUGCCUACUCUUGGAAAUCCCUGUACAUCCCAGGAGACAGUUGAAAGUCUAGCCGACCGCUUCCAUCCAAGGUGUGACAUUUUUCCAGGCCUUGUCCCGAAACACUUAGAUGCUUCUCUUACUGUCUCCAAGCCCAUCCUUGCCCCCAAAGGUAACACUAUUGCAGACCCACAGGAACUAGAUGCUCCGAUAGAUCUCAGCAAAAAGUGCUCACCUCUUCCUGACAAGUCGAGCAACUCCCCUAAAAGACUUCUGGACUAUCACGAAUGUACCGUCUGCAAGAUAAGUUUUAACAAAGUGGAGAAUUACCUAGCACAUAAACAGAACUUUUGUCCUGUCACAGCUGCUCAGCAUGGUGAGAUCUGCAAUCUGGAGCAGCCGAUGUUCCAGGGCAUUAAGAGCGAAGGCAAUAAUUCGGAUGACAUAUAUGACAAGAGUUCUGUGAAAUGCGAGAAAAAUGGUGGUAACAAGUUGAUGGUGCAAAACGGCGGUAUAUUCCCACCACACCUCGGGUCGGCACCGGAUCUGAAAGCUUUCAGUGAUGCACAGCUCAUGACCACGAAAGAUGAGAACAAGAACAUGUUUUUGCCUCACUGUCUCUAUCCUGGAGCAAUAAAGAAGGUGAAAGGUACAGAGCAAAUAUCGCCAUAUUUCGGGAUAAAGAGCGGCGACUACAUGGCAGGGAGUCUCGCGAUGCAGGGCGAGGCAGCCGAACAGGAGCAAAACGGCAAUGGCACGGGAGAGACGGGCACAGAACCACCUGCGGCCAAUGGUUGUCCCCAUCCGAGCAAGGAGCCGCUGCCCCUGCUGCCCAAAAACAGGGGCAUGGUGAUUGUCAACGGUGGUCAUAAAGAGGAUCGCCAGACACCAGCAACUCCGCAGCAAGAGAAUCAGCCUCACAACGCCUCAACACCAGAGGAACAAACAUCUCCCACGUGGGGAGCCGAGAACCCUCCUGACCCAAACGAGAAUGUAUCACCCACUUCUAAAUCACCCAUGGAGGAAUCGGCACCUGCCGGAAAAGGCAUAAAUGGGUCAGCGCCGCCAGCAGGCAGUGGGAAGUACUGCCGCCUCUGUGACAUCCAGUUCAAUAACUUGUCAAACUUUAUCACUCACAAGAAGUUUUACUGCUCGUCACAUGCCGCUGAGCAUGUGAAAUGAAAUCAUGCUCUUCUUCCCUUGUUCUCCCCUCUUAUUUUGGGUACACGGUCGUGUCUGAAUUAGUGCAUCAUGCAGUUUUAUAUACUGCUUGUGGACAAUCAAGAGAAGCUUCUUUUUUCGUUAUUUGAAGACUUAAUGCAAAAUGAUGAAAAAAAAAAUCCAAGUGUAAUAUUGGUGCCACUUUCACAUUUUAUUUAUUUUACAAUCAGUAUUAAUAGGAGUAGUGCUCUUAAUUUAAAUUCAAAGAAAGUUUAUAUCAGAGUUGUUUGUAAUGUUAAUGUAUAGUCAUUCUUGUGUAGCAGACAUAUUGUUUACAAUGUAUGUUAGGUUCAAGGAGACAAUAGGCACAGGAUACAAAACUGAAAUGCGUUUUAGACCCAACAAUAGCUACUGGAGCAACUUGUGUAUUCUUAUUUGCUGGUACAGUUUUUUGUAUAUGUCAAAAUGUCACUUGCAGUUUGAUUCUCUUGACUUCAGCCUUAAAACUGUUUGGAGGGAUAACCAGGCAAAACGCUGCAGCUCAUGUUUUGGCAUAUACUAUACACAUGGCUUUGCAUAUACAUGUUGCUGUUUGUCUGUCUUUUUCUUCGACUCAGAAGUGGAUGUUUAAAUGAGGAUGGCAGCAUUCUUGUAUAGUACUUGUAUUUCUGUUUGCUGAUACACCUUGUUCUCCCUUUUUAAAAAUUUGCUCUCAGCGCAAUACUUUGUAAAAAAUAAAAACAAGAAAAAAGGAGGACGGGAACAUUACGGAAAGCAGUAUUAUAAAGGGAGAAAAGCAGCUAUUUCUUACUCCUGGAAAAAAAAAAAAUGAAAUUGUACAAAAAGCAGGUUUAUCGAUGGUGAUUAUUGAUGGGUGGGACGAGACAAGGGAAUACUGUAAAAAUGAUCAUUCCAAUGUCCUUAUGUAAGAAAAUUAUUUCUUAAAAAUGUUGUUGCUAUGCAUGUAUAUGGAUGGAAUAAAAUUCCAGAUCUGUUGGAAAUUUUUA